Messenger RNA from Penicillium psychrosexuale, 1302 nucleotides. RefSeq names its product acyl-CoA dehydrogenase. Gene Ontology annotation, cellular component: mitochondrion. The transcript has 3 exons. Lineage: Eukaryota; Fungi; Ascomycota; Eurotiomycetes; Eurotiales; Aspergillaceae. Bases 1 to 1302 code for a protein of 433 amino acids. The record is from RefSeq and is a predicted model, not a curated record. Gene Ontology annotation, molecular function: flavin adenine dinucleotide binding; acyl-CoA dehydrogenase activity.
AUGGCUUCUAUUAUUCGUUCUUUGCGACCUUUGUCGCGUGCCCCUACAGUCCGCCUGGCGGGCAAGCGCCUCGCUGCUGGCCGGCCCCGCGUAUGCAUUCUCCACCACCCCCGCCGGCGGGAGGUCGACAUCUCCGAGCUGACCCCGACACCCAUCACCCAUUUGUCUGAGACGGAGUCUCUGAUGGCCGACUCGGUAUCGAAGUUCGCCGCGGAGCAAAUUGGCCCCAAGGUACGGGACAUGGACGAAGCCGAGCACAUGGAUCCCAAGGUCGUCGAGCAGCUCUUCGAGCAGGGCCUGAUGGGCAUUGAGGUGCCCGAGGAGUUCGGUGGCGCUGGCAUGAACUUCACCGCUGCUAUCGUCGCGAUCGAGGAGUUGGCACGCGUCGACCCCAGUGUCAGUGUGCUGGUCGAUGUCCACAACACACUCGUCAACACCGCCAUCUUGACGCACGGAGAUGCCCAGUCUCACCGUACCUGGUUGCCCAAGCUGACUUCCGGCACUGUUGGUUCGUUCUGUCUUUCCGAGCCCGCGUCUGGUUCCGACGCCUUCGCGCUCCAGACCAAGGCCGAGAAGACCGCCGAUGGUUAUAAGAUCAACGGCUCUAAGAUGUGGAUCACCAACUCUAUGGAGGCUGGUAUCUUCAUCGUCUUUGCCAACAUUGACCCCAGCAAGGGCUACCGCGGUAUCACUGCUUUCAUUGUCGAGAAGGAUACCCCCGGUUUCUCCAUCGCCAAGAAGGAGAAGAAGCUCGGAAUCCGCGCUAGCAGCACCUGUGUGCUCAACUUCGACGACUGUGUCAUCCCCAAGAGCAACCUGCUCGGCAAGGAAGGACAGGGAUACAAGUACGCCAUCAGCACCUUGAACGAGGGCCGUAUUGGUAUCGCCGCUCAGAUGACCGGUCUGGCCCUCGGUGCAUGGGAGAACGCCGUACGAUACGUCUGGAACGACCGUCGCCAAUUCGGCGACCUCAUCGGAAACUUCCAGGGUAUGCAGCACCAGAUUGCGCAGGCCUACACCGAGAUUGCCGCUGCCCGCGCUCUCGUCUACAACGCCGCCCGCAAGAAGGAGGCCGGCCAGGACUUCGUCCAGGACGCCGCUAUGGCUAAGCUCUUCGCUUCCCAGGUUGCCGGCCGCGUGUCCAGCUCUGCUGUUGAGUGGAUGGGUGGUAUGGGCUUCGUCCGUGAGGGCAUUGCUGAGAAGAUGUACCGUGACAGCAAGAUCGGCGCUAUCUACGAGGGUACCAGCAACAUCCAGCUCCAGACCAUUGCCAAGAUUCUGCAGAAGAAGUACACCAACUAG